AUGGCAGGCAGCUUGCCCCAACCUCGGGUCUCGAAGAACACCCAAAAUACCCAGCUAAACUACGAACUCCCGCACCGAAUCCAUACCGCCAAAGUCUACCCUAUCCUCUCCUCAAACGGCUCGACAGUCAUCCUUUACGGACAUGAAAAUGGUGUGAAGCUCGUUUGGAGAGGUGGCAGAUCGUUCAAGAGCUCCCAAGAUUCUUCUGCGCCGGCCAAGAAGGCAAACGGCACAGGGAAUGCUGUUAUUUCUCUCGAUUCCGACGAUGAGGGCGAUUCUGGAAAAGCGUUCGAAGACAAGCCGGAAUUUGAAGACGAGGAAAAGGAGCUGGACCCUUCACGGCCAUACCCAGGCAUUUUGCAGGAGCUAGAUCUUCACUUUGGGACCGAUGUGCUACACCUCACCGUUUUGCCCGACCCGGUCUUGAAAGCUGAUGGGCCAUCUUGGCAUGGACUGGAGUCUCUGAAGCAGAAGAUCGUGUUCACUGCGGCGUGUGCAGACAAUUCUCUCCGCUUCGUCAUCGUUCCUCUUGCGCCACCAUCACCCAAGAGCAAAGGGCGACCAGAACUCCGAUCAGAUUUCACACUCGCGACCGCAGGAAAAGGGACAUGGGGAGAGACCGUUGUGCUGCUCAAUGGACACCAGAAGCCUUCCGGUGGAGUUACAAUGACACUAGAAGUUGUCACUGAAAAGAGUCAAGGUUCGACGCCAGCAGAGACGCAAAUAAUAAUCGCAUCACAUUCUCGAGAGGUAACGGGCCGAUUGCUGCUCUUCAGAAUUACUCUCAAAUCACCCAGACCAGCCCUAGAGCCGUUUCAGUCUGUUUUCCUCGCAUCACCAGCAAAAUCCAUCUCAUUCAAUCCAAGUCUCUCCAGGCAAAAUACUAGUCACCUUUUGGUAGCUGAUACUAUCGGUGUAUGCCGCAUCUACGAUUACAAGGCUUCUAUAAAGGUCACUGAAGAUCCUGACAGCCCUGCAACAGAAGGAACUUGGCUCUUGUCUCUCUAUACCGGUUUCCAAAGCACGAAGACCGAUUCGCAAGCGUCGCCACUAGGAACACAUGCAGGAUUUGGCCGGAAGACUAUCAUUGAUGCACAAUGGGUAUCAGCCGGCAGAGCUGUCAUUGUACUGCUCAGUGACGGCCAGUGGGCGAUCUGGGACAUAGAAGGGGUCGGACCCGGCGCAUCACAGGGCCUUCUCAGCCGCCACCAAGGGGUAAAAGGAGGAUCGCGCUCAGAAUACAGUCUCACCGGCUACAUCGACGCUGCUACAAAAUCUCGCACCUCCGGCCCACCUCAAAUCACCACCUCUAAGUUCGCACCCAUGACUCCUGGGACCCGCAAAUCGACAGAGCCUUUCGGCUCCAGGGGAUCGAACGUCGCUAUGCGCGGCCAGAUCUCAGUUCUUGAAGUUCCCGCCUCCUCACCUACUAGUCCGUCAGAAGAAUCGGUGCUUUUCUGGCUUGGCGAGACCUUCACCAUCAUCCCAAAUCUUUCGAAGUACUGGACCGCGAAUGCAAGUAAGAAGAGCGGAUCAGGCCUCUUUGCCGGGGCAGCAGGCGUUCGCGCCAUCAAACUCGACAGCGUAGAGCUGCAAGGCGAGCGCUGUUCUGCCGUUGCACAAAUCCCCAAAUCGUCAACUGGCACACAAUCCGACAUCGUGAUCGUCGCUGAACAUCGCUUCGUUAUCUUGUCAACGGGAAAACAGGCGCGACAGAGCGAAGGACGGAUGGUGCUGGUGGAGAAGACCACGAAUGGAGGGGUGGGCGAGCUGGAUGUUGUGGGUAUCGAGCAGGCGCUUGCGAGGAUGGAGAACGGGAUGGAUGUCCGGAGGAAAAUCUUCUGA
Messenger RNA from Hyaloscypha bicolor E, 1845 nucleotides. RefSeq lists its product as uncharacterized. The record is from RefSeq and is a predicted model, not a curated record. NCBI's taxonomy places the organism in Eukaryota, Fungi, Ascomycota, Leotiomycetes, Helotiales, Hyaloscyphaceae. The coding region runs from base 1 to 1845 and encodes 614 amino acids. Gene Ontology annotation, molecular function: protein binding. The transcript is spliced from 2 exons.